CUCUCUCUCUCUCGAUCGAAAUCUCCGACGAACUAUCUCGCCGGCGUUUUCUCCGAUCAGUCAAGCUCCGUCGAUGGCAGCUUCAGUUCCUUCCUCCACACCCUGACACCCCUCCGCUUGCUCCCACAAAGCCCUCCCCCCAUGGCAGUGGCGGCCAAGUCCCGGACCGUCGUCGAGCCCUUGGCCGCCCAGUUCGAUCUCUCCGAUCACUCUCACUCGCCCGUCCGAUCCGUCGCCCUCUCCACCCUCUCCGAUGCCCAGACCCUAGUCUACCUCGGGACUCAGUCCGGCACCCUCGUGCUGCUCCAAGUCGUCGCCUCUCCCGAGGCUUCUCCUCCCUCCUCCCUCGGCGACGGCUCCAGGGCUCUCUCGCAGCCGCGGCAGCUCGGAGGGGGGAGCGUCUCUUUCCUGCGGAGCGUCACGAUAGCUCGGGACUCCUCCGUGGAUUCGGUGCAUGUCCUUGCGGAGAUCGGGAAGGUGCUGGUGCUUUCGGACGGGUCUCUGUUUUUGAUUGAUUCUCUUCUGGCGCAGCCUUCGAAGAAAAUUCCGCCUUUCAAAGGGAUAUCAGCGGUCGUGAGGAGGUUCCGAGCGGGUGGUGCGACUGGGGGCUCUGAUUUGUCCGAUUACUCCGUGAAUGCUUCGGAUAAUCCUAGUGCUGGCUCCCGGUUUUUACAAAAAUUGGGAAGUGGCAUUCGUGCGAAUGGUGUAAAAAUCAAAGAAGCAGAGCAAUCGAGCCAGCAACCCGAAGGUAGCUAUAUUUUUGCCAUUGUGAUCGGCAAAAGAUUAGUCAUAGCCGACUUCAGCGCUAUUAGUGAGUCUUUGGUUGUUUUAAGAGAGAUGCAAUGUGUCGAGGGUAUUAAGGCGAUGGUGUGGCUGGAUGAUUCGAUAAUGGCUGGCACGGUUAGUGGGUACAUUCUAUAUUCAUGCAUCACGGGGCAGAGUGGUGUAAUAUUCUCAUUGCCGGAUGUAUCUAGUUCGCCGCAGCUUAAGUUGCUGUGGAAGGAGUGGAAGGUUCUGUUACUGGUGGAUAAUGUUGGAGUAAUUGUUGAUUCAUACGGCCAGCCUGCUGGUGGGAGCCUGGUCUUCCGGCGUGGUCUUGAGUCAGUAGCGGAAGUAUCUUCCUAUGUCACGGUUGUGAAAGAUGGGAAGAUGGACGUGUAUCAUAAAAAAUCUGGGAGUUGUAUUCAGACUCUUCCCUUUGCUGGGGAGGGUGUUGGGCCCUGUUUUGUUGCUGAUGAAGAAGAUGCGAAUGGCAAUCUGGUUGUUGUAGCAUCACCCUCUAAGGUGUUUUGUUAUCGAAAGGUCCCUUCGGAAGAACAAAUCAAAGACCUUUUAAGAAAGAAGAGCUUCAAUGAAGCGAUAUCCCUGGUGGAAGAGCUUGAGUCUGAAGGUGAAAUGUCCAAGGAUAUGCUCUCCUUUGUUCAUGCUCAAGUGGGUUUUCUGUUGCUUUUUGACUUGCAUUUUGAGCAGGCGGUGAAUCACUUUUUGCAGUCAGAGAUAAUGCAGCCUUCUGAAGUCUUUCCUUUCAUAAUGCGAGAUCCCAAUCGCUGGUCACUGCUGGUUCCCAGAAAUCGAUAUUGGGGUUUGCAUCCUCCUCCUGCACCUCUUGAAGAUGUUGUUGACAAUGGAUUAGCAAUUAUUCAAAGAGCUAUAUUUCUUAGAAAGGCUGGUGUUGAAACUUCGGUGGAUCAUAAUUUCCUUCUGAGUCCUCCCAAUAGAGCUGACCUACUGGAGGCAGCGAUCAAGAGUAUGACAAGGUAUCUUGAGGUUUCUCGGAAGAAGGAUUUGACCUCAUCAGUGAAGGAGGGAGUGGACACACUUCUGAUGUACCUUUAUAGGGCCUUGAACUCUGUUGACAAAAUGGAGGAGCUUGCUUCCUCUGAAAAUAGUUGCGUUGUGGAGGAAUUGGAGAAUUUGUUGGAUGACUCCGGGCAUCUUCGGACGCUUGCUUUCCUGUAUGCCAGUAAAGGCAUGAGCUCAAAGGCUCUAGCUAUAUGGCGUGUCUUGGCUAGAAAUUAUUCAUCUAGUAUCCGGAGGGACUCUGCAUCCGAUAAUGAACUCCAGAAUAGGAGUUCAAAUACUCUAAAUGCUCGGGAGACUGCUGCAAGUGAGGCAUCAACGAUUCUUGAGGAAUCUUCUGAUCAAAAUUUAGUUCUGCAACAUUUUGGAUGGAUUGCAGAUAUCAACCAGGUUCUUGCUGUUAAAGUCUUGACAUCUGAGAAAAGAGAAAAACAACUAUCACCAAGUGAAGUGCUUGCAGCAAUUGAUCUUAAGAAAGUUGAAAUUCGCCAAAGGUACCUUCAGUGGUUGAUUGAAGAUCAAGACUCUGAUGACACUCACUUCCAUACAAUGUAUGCUAUUUCACUUGCCAAAUCAGCACUCGAGUCUUAUGCAAGGGAAAGUAUGUAUGGUGAACAUUAUGUGGGAAACACAGGAGAAAAGAGCACCUAUGAUUCAGGAUCACAUUCAAUUUUCGAAAGCUCUGUCCGGGAAAGAUUACAGAUAUUCUUGGAAUCCUCUGACCUCUAUGAUCCAUUGCAAGUCUUGGAAUUGAUUGAGAAUUCAGAGUUAUGGUUGGAAAAGGCUAUUCUUUACAGAAAAUUAGGGCAAGAGACAUUGGUUCUACAGAUAUUAGCCCUGAAGCUGGAGGACAGUGAAGCUGCUGAACAGUAUUGUGCAGAGAUUGGCAGACCAGAUGCCUACAUGCAGUUACUUGAUAUGUAUCUGGAUCCACAAGACGGUAAGGAGCCUAUGUUUAAGGCAGCUGUUCGGCUUCUCCACAACCACGGUGAAUCUCUUGAUCCUCUACAAGUUCUUGAGACAUUAUCUCCGGAAAUGCCUCUUCAACUGGCCUCAGAGACAAUCUUAAGAAUGUUGAGGGCCCGGCUGCAUCAUCAUCGUCAAGGACAAAUUGUACACAACUUAUCUCGUGCUGUAGACCUUGAUGCAAAAUUAGCGAUACUGGAGGAGCGAUCACGACAUGUACAGAUCAAUGAUGAGAGUCUCUGUGAUUCAUGUCAGGCUCGUCUUGGGACUAAACUCUUUGCUAUGUACCCGGAUGACACAGUUGUCUGCUACAAGUGUUUCCGGCGUCAAGGUGAGUCAACUUCUGUCUCAGGGCGUGACUUCAAGAGGGAUGUCUUGAUAAAGCCAGGGUGGCUCGUGACCAAAUAAUUCUAGAUGUGGUAUUUGAAUUCUCCAACUCAUUGAAGGCUGAAGAGGAUUAUCAUUUCCAGUUACUUCAGCGUUCUGG
Rhodamnia argentea is the source of this 3253-nucleotide messenger RNA. RefSeq names its product vacuolar sorting protein 3. Gene Ontology annotation, cellular component: membrane; cytoplasm. The transcript is spliced from 14 exons. Lineage: Eukaryota; Viridiplantae; Streptophyta; Magnoliopsida; Myrtales; Myrtaceae. Gene Ontology annotation, biological process: vesicle-mediated transport; endosomal vesicle fusion; autophagy. The record is from RefSeq and is a predicted model, not a curated record. The annotation marks the transcript as partial.